AUCUCUAUGCACUUGUAUCUCUUCCCCUUAACAAUCAAACUUCAACAUUUAUAUCUAAAAAAUGGCUUCUACCGAAAAUGAGAUAGCCAUCGAUCUUUUUCCAUUCAUUCGAACCUACAAAAACGGCACCGUUGAGCGCCUAAUGCACACCCCAUUUGUCGAACCAUCUCCAGUAAACAAUCCAACUGCAGGCGUAUGCUCCAAAGACAUUAAAAUCUCCCCUACUGUCUCGGCUCGAAUCUACCUCCCAAACAAGGCCUUAUCCGCCCCUAACCACAUCUCAAAUAAACUCCCUGUCUUAGUAUACUACCAUGGUGGCGCCUUUUGUCUUGAAUCGGCCUUUUGUGCCCUCUUUCACAAUUAUGUAAACACUAUUGUCUCAAAGUCACAAAAAUUGAUUGCCAUAUCUGUUGAAUACAGGUUAGCCCCAGAAAAUCCUUUACCGGCAGCUUAUGAAGAUUCCUGGGCUGCUCUGAAUUGGGUUACUUCUCAUGCUAAUAAACAAACCCAACCCGAAAACAAAGAUCAUUGGAUAGUCCAGUAUGCCGAUUUUGAAAAACUUUACUUAGGUGGAGAUAGUGCUGGUGGUAACAUUGCUUACAAUAUGGCAAUGCGAGUUGGGCUCAAAAAGCUAAAAGGUGAUGUCAACAUUUAUGGGGGGUUUUUGUCACAUCCACAUUUUUGGGGUUCGAAAGCUAUUCGUUCUGAGGUGACUAACAACCGAGAGGAGGCUUGGUUAUCGAGGAUUUGGAGAGCGGUGUAUCCUGACUCACCGGGUGGUGAUGAUAACCCGGUGGUGAACCCGUGGGCCGAGGGUGCACCCGCGAUAUCCGGGUUGGGUUUUAAGAGAAUGUUGGUGGUGGUUGCGGAGAAAGAUGAGAUGAGAGAUAGAGGUGUUGAGUUUGUUGAAUUUGUGAAGAAUAGUAAGUGGGAUGGAGUUGUGGAGUUAGUCGAAUAUGAAAGUGAAGGACAUUGUUUCAACCUUUUUAAUCCUGAUUGUGAUAACUCAAAGGACUUCAUCAAUCGCUUGGUUUCGUUUAUGGGUUAAAUAUUAUCGCAAAAAUUAUAUAUAUUCUCUCAUCUUAUGUGGUAGUUGUGUGUCUUGUGACUUGUUUUAUUGCCUCGUUUUGUCACUUUUACAUAUUGUGGAUUGAAUGUGUUGUAAAGUUGCAUAUAUAGUUUAAUACGAGUAUCAACUUACAGAUUA
Molecule: messenger RNA, 1207 nt
Organism: Erigeron canadensis
Lineage: Eukaryota; Viridiplantae; Streptophyta; Magnoliopsida; Asterales; Asteraceae
Product: 2-hydroxyisoflavanone dehydratase-like
Exons: 1
Coding region: 62-1048 (328 amino acids)
Molecular function (GO): hydrolase activity
Source: RefSeq, a predicted model, not a curated record